This is a messenger RNA of Castor canadensis (American beaver), 951 nucleotides long. The record is from RefSeq and is a predicted model, not a curated record. Lineage: Eukaryota; Metazoa; Chordata; Mammalia; Rodentia; Castoridae.
AUGCCCCAAGUGUUCCAUGAGCGGGGCAUCCUCUUCGGCUACCGGCAUCCACAGAGUUCUGCCACCGCCUGUAUGCUCAGCCUUUUCCAAAUGACCAAUGAGACACUCAACAUCUGGACGCACUUGGUGCCCUUCUGGUUCUUUGUGUGGAGAUUCGUGACUGCACUGUAUAUGACGGACAUCCAGAAUGACAGCUACUCGUGGCCUAUGCUCGUGUACAUGUGUACCAGCUGUGUGUACCCCCUCGUGUCCAGCUGUGCACACACCUUCAGUUCCAUGUCCAAGAACGCCCGGCACAUCUGCUACUUCCUGGACUAUGGAGCAGUCAACCUCUUCAGCCUGGGCUCAGCUAUCGCCUACUCUGCAUACACGUUCCCUGACGCCCUGGUGCACACCACUUUCCGCGACUAUUAUGUGGCACUAGCUGUGCUGAAUACCAUCCUGAGUACCGGCCUCUCCUGCUACUCCAGGUUUCUGGAAAUCCAGAAGCCCCGGCUGUGCAAGCUGCUUCGUAUCCUUGCCUUUGCCUACCCCUAUGCCUGGGACACCCUCCCCAUCUUCUACAGGCUCUUCCUGUUCCCAGGGGAGAGUGCAGGGAACGAAGCCAUCUUGUACCAUCAGAGACACAUGGCCAUGACACUCUUGGCCUCUGUCCUAUAUUCUGCACACCUGCCAGAGUGCCUGGCCCCUGGACGCUUUGACUACAUUGGUCACAGUCACCAGCUGUUCCACGUGUGUGUGAUCCUGGCUACACACAUGCAAAUGGAGGCCAUCCUUCUGGACAAGACUCUGAGGAAGGAGUGGCUGCUGGCCACCUCGAGGCCCUUCUCCUUCUCACAGAUAGCCGGAGCCCUUCUUCUGUGCAUGAUUUUCAGCCUCAGCAACAUAAUUUAUUUCUCAGCUGCUCUGUAUCGGAUUCCGGAGCCAGAAUUACACAAAAAGGAAACAUAA